Molecule: messenger RNA, 1056 nt
Organism: Humulus lupulus (European hop)
Lineage: Eukaryota; Viridiplantae; Streptophyta; Magnoliopsida; Rosales; Cannabaceae
Product: sulfite exporter TauE/SafE family protein 3-like
Exons: 9
Coding region: 51-836 (261 amino acids)
Biological process (GO): protein ubiquitination
Cellular component (GO): Cul4A-RING E3 ubiquitin ligase complex; membrane
Source: RefSeq, a predicted model, not a curated record
CAACAAAGUCUUUUCUCAAAGGCAUUGAAACAUGGAAAAAGGAAACUAUAAUGAUAAAGGAGGCUGCUAGACGCUUACAAUCCAAUGGAAAUGAUAAUGACCAAGUUGAAUAUAACAACACCAAUAAUCCAUCAGAAACUAAGGAAUCCAAAAGAACAGAGGUUCCUUUGUUGAAGAAUACUGAUUGGAAGGAGCUAGGACUUCUUACAGCUGUUUGGAUUGUAAUACUUGGCCUGCAAAUUGCCAAGAACUACACAAAAAAUUGUUCAGUACUAUAUUGGGCACUAAAUUUCUUGCAGAUUCCGGUGACAGUUGGAGUAACUUUAUACGAAGCAGUUAGCCUUUACAAGGGAAAAAGAGUGAUUGCAUCAAAAGGAGAAGUAGUCACAAUUUGGAGAGUAAAGAAACUAAUAAUUUGUUGUGUUGUGGGCAUACUAGCUGGAAUGCUUGGUGGGUUGCUUGGUCUUGGUGGAGGUUUCAUAAUGGGACCUCUUUUUCUAGAGCUUGGAAUCCCUCCUCAGGUGUCAAGUGCCACAGCAACUCUUGUUAUGGCAUAUUCUUCGUCCAUGUCUGUUGUAGAAUACUACCUUCUAAGACGGUUUCCAGUUCCUUACGCUCUAUACUUUGCGGCUGUGGCUACAAUUUCUGCUCUAGUUGGGCAACAUGUGGUAGGAAAGGUCAUCAGUAUAAUAGGAAGAGCAUCACUGAUUAUCUUCAUCUUGUCCUCAAUGAUCUUCAUUAGUGCAAUAACACUAGGUGGAAUUGGAAUAUCAAACACGAUCGAAAAAAUUCACCACAAGGAGUAUAUGGGAUUUGAAGAUAUCUGUCAGUUCUGACUCAGAUUGUUACUUACCAAUUUUUAAUAGUUUAACCUUGUAAUCUUUAUAUUAAGAAAUAUAUCUUUUAGAAAGAGAGAAGACAAUUCGAUGUUUCUCUAACAAAAACAUACAAAUAUUGAUUUAAUGUAAUUUAAUAGUUGAGAAAAUUUCAUUAAGAUUCUCAAGCUUGUUGGACUUUCUUCAUAAAUUAAUGAUAUUAAAAAAACCUAAUUAAAAC